AGUUAGGAUAAAAACAUGAGCAUAACGCAACCGCGCCGCCGUAAAUGUAGAGGUAUUAAAUAUGCAGGUAAAGAAGCGUUCCUACCGUUAGGUCGAGCCUGUUCACUUCUGUUUUCAGUACCAUAUCAUAUUCUCAGUGACCUAUUAAAAUCAACAUACUUUAAACUAUGUGCGUAUUUUAUAAAAUGUGAUAUCAGUUAUGGAAUACUUUUCAUUUUAAUCGAGAUUUUUAUAAAGCAGGCCAUAAGUAUGAGUUCCUCUAUACCAGAAAGUAAUAUCGGAAUCAGUGAUUCCGAGGCGAAAGACAAGAAGGCUUGGGUUCAAUUUGAUGAUGAAUCUGAUUGUAAAGUGACUGCCUCCGAAUCACAAAGCACAUUAACGCAAAAGUCACCUGAAGCAGUUAAGCAAACGAAAGCUAUGGGAGACGAGAAUGUAGUUCGUAAUUCGGUAACCGAAAACAGUUGUGAUAAUGUGGCUGACAAAAAUAAUAGUGGUGAUUACAGUGGAGCUGUAAUUUCCACGGAAUCCGUCCAAAUAAAUUUAGACAGAUCAGGUUUAAAUCAUUCCAUUGGCAUUGAAGAUUCAAACAUGUCAUUUAAUGCGAAAACUAACUCGUUAAAAACAAUUGAUUUGAGAAAUCCAUCUAAUAAUGGAAGAACUGCUUCCAACAAUGCAACAAGCAAUUCUUCUGGAUAUAUUAGACAAGGGUUUGCAAAUGGAGAUACAAUUGUAACUUUAUUGCCAGUAAACACAAGAUGGCCAUGGGUUACACCAGCUAAAUUUAAACCUGAAUUAGUACCAGAGGAACUAAUGGCUCAAGGACUUACGCUCACAGUGGAAGAUUACGUGCACAUAAUGGAAUUGUUAGUAAAUGAUGUAAGAUUUAACAUGUACAAUAUUUGCUACAAGCGUGUUCUUGUGUUAUGGAUUUUUAUUGGCUUUGUGAUUCUAUUGGGACUUUUAUUUUCUGGAGUAACAGGUCUCACUUUGUUUGGCCUUGGUGUUAUGUGGUUAGUUCUGAAUGCUGCUGCAAUAUUCCUGUGCAUGUUUAUUAAAAUUAAAUUAAAUCAAAAUUUAGAAAAAUGUAUGGCACAGGUUAACAAGCAUUUGCUCCGUCAUAAAAUAUUGCUUGGAUUGGAUGACAGAGGAAAAAUAUCUUGCCAUAAAGUCAACUUGUGUUUUUUAUAUUUCGACAGUAGUGAAUGUAUAAAUAAGCUACAAGAUUUUAUCGAAGCUGAAGAAAGGGAUGGCAGAGCUAUUGGGGAAGAUGAAAGCAGUAAAGCCAGACGAGCAAAAGAUAUGCAGCAACGAAUGGAUAUAGAUGACUCCGAUAUUGUAAUUCAAGGCAGUACAAUAACACGACUCUCAAGAAAACAAGGAAAAAGUGAACGACUGUUUUGCCGCUACACACAAAGGUGGGCAAAAGACUACUUGCGACGCCGCUUAGACUGGACAGUAGAUGAGGAAGGCGGAAAUCCUUCCUCCCCAAGACAUUUAUCAUGUGCAAUAUGUCCCUGUCAAUAUAUAGAAGAGUGGCUGCGGAACAAAUCUCGCAUUCAAGGGCGAGAUUUUUGUCCUACAUGGAGCAACUUUUUCAGGGACAGAGGAAUUUAAGACGACCUAGUUAUUAUCAACGACAAAAGAUCUGAUGUUUGUACUUAAAAGUAACCACCGUCCAUGAGAAUUUUAUAGAUUUUACAAAAGAAAAAUGAAUUAUAUACAAAAGUAUGUUUUGUAAGACGUAUUUUUCUAAAGCAGAGCUUUAAAGUGUCCUUUCUUCUUAAUUAAAAUAAAAAAUAAAAACUGUAUAGACACACCGCCAAAACUUAUAAUAUAAAACACAUUGCUUAAAGUAAGAUACCGACUAGAAAAAACAAUGUAAGUAAUUCAAAAAAGUAAACAUAUAUGUUUAAAUUAAUAAAAACAUUAUUCAAGUUUUUUAAUUAAUUAGAAUUUCAGAGAUUUUUAAUUAUGUGCAUAUUAUCUUGAAAUUAUUACUGUUUCAAAAUAUUCCUGUAUACUUAUGUAUAAAAACUUAUGUACAUAGAAAUAAAAAGUU
Molecule: messenger RNA, 2059 nt
Organism: Leptopilina heterotoma
Lineage: Eukaryota; Metazoa; Arthropoda; Insecta; Hymenoptera; Figitidae
Exons: 6
Coding region: 16-1614 (532 amino acids)
Source: RefSeq, a predicted model, not a curated record